AUGGUCAACCGCCCUCCACCUAUUCUCUGCGCCUUGGCUGCGAGCUGGAAUUGCCAGGAGACAUCAGGUAACCCGCUCGAUCUCCUGAGAUAUACCGGAUAUAUAUCGCCCUCUCGCGAGGUCGAGGAGUCGCAGUACCCGCUUUUAUACCAUGCAAAGGUCCUGCUCCGUGAAACCGCAUUCUACUGCCUUUUCCACCCCAAGCCCGUCCUUCAGCUGGAUCCAAGCUUCGGAUAUCAGCCUCCGUCAGACCGCCUGGACUUUACCGGAGAGCAUAGCCGGCUUGUCGAACAGGCCAUGGUGGCAUUCUUGCAGUCUUUUGAGACCAUAUCUCUGAGAAGUUCCCCUCUCCCAUCGAAGGAAUGGCUGGCCGUUUUUUACUCUUUGUGUAUCUUCAGCAUAAUUCGCACCUUGCUCAUGGACCUCGCCUCAAUUUCCUUGCUUCCUUAUCCCGCAUUUCGACAUCAAAGUCCACUCAGAGACAGCCCUCAAAACACCAUAGACGGCGUAUACAAGGCCUUGGUCCAUUUGUUCAUCACGAGUGGGCCGAUGUUGACGGACGGCUCCCCCAGCGAUGUCCCACAGGAGGAUGUUCCCGUAUAUGAGCUCACGCGCCGCAUCAUGCGCAUGGAUACGUGGCAGUCCCGAAACAUUCGCUCCAGCGCAGAUUUCCUCAUGAGUCUAGGAAGUGGAACUAAAGAUAUGUUCGGAUUCAACGGCUUCAUCCGUCCCGGACGGCCACACGUUGCCCCCAUCCAUGAUACUCACCUGUCAACUCCCCAGUCCAUCUCGGCGCGUGAGCCGCGGUGGUCAUCCGUGGGGAGCUCUGCAUUCCCUCCCGCACCCUCCCACAGAGAAAUACUACUUGGACCGCGCCCGGAGGCGUUGGAUGACGCAAACAUCAGUCGUGGGGGGGGUUCGUCUUCCUUGAGCCAGCCGGUCCUAGAACAUGUCGGACGUGCCAGGAGGCACACGGUUGCAGGGGAGACCACGAACACAUCGAGCCCGAUCUUCGGAAACCACUUGACCCCCAUGAGAUUCAAGCCUGCCUACCAAAGACCACCCCUACGGCGCGUGUUUUGCCGCAAGUGUAAUGAAUAUCCCGAAGGGUUUCGCGGCGAGCACGAACUGAGACGGCAUACAGAUGCUAAACACGCCGCGCUCGUAAAACGAUGGGUUUGUUGUGAGCCUGAAGGACAAGGCCCAGCGUCCCCGCAACCUGCCAUUCCCCUUUCGAGCUGCAAGGCUUGCGUUAUGCAGAAGCACUAUGGCGCCUAUUAUAAUGCAGCGGCUCAUCUUCGUCGAGCUCACUUCAACCCCCACCGCGGAGGCAAGGCCAGCGGGGAUUGGCCGCCCAUGUCCUUGCUGAAAGACUGGAUGCGCGAAGUCAGGCAAUCUGUGGCGGAGGUGGGCGGCGAUGUGGACAAUGACAUGUCGAGCGACGGCGAAGAGGAAGAAGACGUGAAGCAUCCUACCAGAACGAUACCUCUGGCGGCUAUACCGCCGGCACCUGUGAUGGAGCUACCGCCGCCCAUCCCAAUCGUCAGCUCACACUUGUCAGUAUCAUCUGUCAGCUCCAUGACGGUAUCUCCGAGCAUCAUGGAAGAUCAGGUGCCGUGGGAAAUGAUCUCGAGGAGCCCGGCCGGCCGGUUAGCGCCGCCGCCGCCGCCUCCUCCGCUGUCACUGCCGCCACCAUCGUCCCAGCCGCCGAUCCCACACCACCUAUCGAGACCUAUACCGACACCGCCAGCACCCGAGAACCGUAGCAGGUGCCCGUUUCCCGAUUGCGGGCGCGUGUUCAAAGACCUGGCAGCUCAUAUGCUCACGCACCAGGAGGAGAGGCCUGAGAAGUGUCCCAUUGAAUCGUGCGAAUAUCACACCAAGGGCUUUGCUCGCAAGUACGACAAAAACCGACACGCGCUUACACAUUACCGAGGAACCAUGGUUUGCCCAUUUUGCCCCGGGGUCGGCUCAGCCUAUGCAAAAGCAUUCAACCGAGCCGAUGUGUUUAAGCGCCACCUUGCUGCAGCCCAUCAGGUCGAACAGGCGCCUCUGCAUAGCCAUACGACCAACAGAGGUGGCCGGCUUAUCACGCUGUCUGCUAAUUCAGGGGCCAGCGCCAUCUGUUCCAUUUGCAACAACCGCUUUGCCGCACCGCAGGACUUUUAUGAGCACCUGGACGACUGCGUGCUGAGCGUCAUCGUUCCGGCGGGUACCCGAGCGGCCAUGGAAACGAAUAACGAUGCUAACGACGAAGAUAAAAAGCCAAUAAGAGGAGGAUCUGCUGGGGCCGGCGCCGGAGCCGGAGCCGGGGUCGGGGCCGGGCCUGGUACAACCGGAGAGCGGACAGCUGGGAAUGGAAAUGGAAAUGGGAACGGGAACGGGAAUGGGAAUGGGUCAGGAACCAUUGACGGUACACAGGGAAUGAUUUACAUAAGAAGAGCGAAAAAGUCUGCCCGGAUGGAAUAA
Molecule: messenger RNA, 2469 nt
Organism: Trichoderma aggressivum f. europaeum
Lineage: Eukaryota; Fungi; Ascomycota; Sordariomycetes; Hypocreales; Hypocreaceae
Exons: 1
Coding region: 1-2469 (822 amino acids)
Source: RefSeq, a predicted model, not a curated record